ACGUGUGUGUACCCAGGUGGCAGACAUCUGUCCUGACUUUGUUCCAGUAAUUGCCACAGUUGAGCAGUAUGUGUGUUUGUAAUCGGUGCUGGCUGGCGACCUUAGUCGUGUCGGCUGUGGUCCUCCUGUCCCAGGCCCAAGGAUUACCCCUUCAGAGUUCUCCCAAUCCGAACCAAGUGGAAAUCCCCGAACCUUCAAAAGCGGAGACCUUUACCAACGAACAACUUGAUACACUAUCUGCUGUUCAGUAUUCCGAUCCGGGGAAAGAAAACACUAGUGCUGAUCAAGGCAAUAAAGACAAAGAGGCUGAGAUAUCCAAAACACCUGGUUUAUCAGCGGCUGCUAAUGCAGUAGAACAGCCUUCACACAUCCAAGUAGACGAGAAACGGAGCCAACAAAGAGAGCCUCCACCAUCCCAGGAUGCAGUACAAAACGUAUCAGUCGUGGACAUGAUCAAGCCUGUAGCUACUCCGUCUUCCGUCGAACCAGAAACUGUCAGUACACCCAGGACAUCUAAAACAGGGGAGCAAGUGCCACAGAUCAACGUGUCCGUAUCAAAGACCAUCAACCCUGUAGCUGCCUUCUCUAAAGAUUCAACAAGCGACACAGUGGUAACAAUGAAAGAAGUGAAUUCUGAAAACCAACAACCUGUAAAAGAAGCGAAGGUAGAUGUAGCUGUCACCCCCUCCGUUCAAUCAGAGGUACCCCUGAUACAGACUGCAACCUCGCUCAACCAAGCAUUACCUCCACAAAACCAGGAACAUGACAAAACUCUUCCGCAUACAGAACAGUACAGAAGCCAACCCCUUACUACAGUAAUUACACCUGUACAUGUAAUCGAUGUCCAGCCAGUUGAAAAACAAACCAUAAGCAACACUAACACAAAUGCCAUCGUAGAUCAAAAUUCUCCUCUCAAGAAAGAAUCUGCUAUAACGUUAGAGACAGACGGCUUGGUUCCAAAUGUAUCUACAAAAUCAUCAACUCAACAUGCUGCUUUCACUAUUACACCAAAAGAGUUUGCAAAGAAAACUGCGAAUACGCUUGCGCAAAAAGCGGACGAAAAGGGUCUAGCAAUAGCCUCAAACUAUGUGGAAACUGAUAACCCUAGUCACCAGGAUAUUCAAACGGAAAAUGUUCUCAUAAAUGCGCCAAAACCUGACAAAGUUAAACCCCAUAAGUAUCCCACCGAGGAUCUAAAAACUCUUGAGGGUAGUGAAGAAAAUGCUAGACCCUCAAAUACACAUGAUGAGAUUCAGUCUGAGAAAGAAACCCAGCAGUCUGUUGGUCAUUCAAAAGACGUGGAUUUAGUUAGUGUAGAUACACUAGCAAGCAACAUAAUUAAUAAUCUCAAGAAAAUUACUGACGAAGCAGGUAAGGCUUGGGAACAUAUACGUAACAGGGUGUCUUGGCUCGGAGAAGCUGCAGAAGUCCUGCAAAUGUACAAUAAGCACAUAACAGAAACCAAAGACUAUAUUAGGUGUGAAACUCAUGAUCAAGAAAAAUAUGAAGAGAGUAAAAAGAAUGUAAAAAAUAUAAAAGAUAGAUGUGAAAAUUCCUUGAAAAAGAAAGAACGGCACGACCUUGAAAAUAAAGUUAAAGAAAGAACUGACUUGGUAAAUAAAUUAGUUGAAGACUACAAAGCACAAAUUUGUAAGAUAUCUGAGGAUCAUAUCUAUGAUUCAAAAAGGUUGGAAAAUGAACAAAAUACAAGAAAAAAACUUCAAGAUUUUGAUUCUAAAUCUUUUGAACAGUUUUUGAUAGAUUUAAAAGAUAAGUCUUUGAAGAUAGACGAGGAAGAAUAUGAGAAGUGUAUUGACAAAGAGGAAACAAAGAAGGAAGGUGAGGCAAUAAUAUCUGAAAUUCGUUCAGCAAUAAUGAAAAUUUACAAAUGUGUUUAAUGUUAUCUUUGAAUCACAAUCAUUAUUAAAGUUUGUAAAGAACUAGAGUACAAAAUGUCUUUAUGAAGAACAAAUACUUAAGUUUAGCUUAUUUAUUCGUUAGUAAAAUAACAUUUAUAUUUUUAUAAAACACUUUUAUUAAUUCCUUUUAGGUUAUAGACUUGGU
This is a messenger RNA of Macrosteles quadrilineatus (aster leafhopper), 2064 nucleotides long. Its product is annotated as nucleoprotein TPR-like. The coding region runs from base 69 to 1898 and encodes 609 amino acids. The record is from RefSeq and is a predicted model, not a curated record. NCBI's taxonomy places the organism in Eukaryota, Metazoa, Arthropoda, Insecta, Hemiptera, Cicadellidae. The transcript is spliced from 7 exons.